CACGUCAUUCGUUGCGGCGCAGCAUAUCGCCCCCCCAAUCAACACGAGUUUCAGAAAAUGCGGGCUUUACCAAGGCGGAAAUUUCUGACGUUUGGUAGUUUAUCGUUUCUCAUUCCCCAUCCAGAAACUUCUACAGGUGUGCAAUUAUACUGGAAAUAUAAUCUGGGCAGAUGAUUAUGCAUCAGCAUGAUCCUGAUGUGGUUCGUUGGGGCCUCCAUCUUCUAGAUGGUUGUCAUCUGUCAGAUAAUGGUUCUCCGCCUAGUACUCUUCACUAUGAAAGGGAUCUCUAUCAAGUUCAGUAUGUCCAUGAAGGUUUUAAUGAAAGAAAUGAUGGCGGUGUGGAGAACGACGAGAUAAUUGCACGUGCAUAUCAGGAAGAACUAGAGCGUGUUGCUGAGACUGAAUCAUUUGGAUCUUCAAAAGCUGAUGAUGAACACUUACAAGUGUCUGUUCUCAGUCAAGAUUGGCAUGGUUCUUCAAGAAGAUAUUCAGAUGAAGGUCAUCCAUCAUCUAACAUGGAAAACUAUUCAUCGUAUUCACCCGAGAUUGAGAACGAGUCUUCUCUAGAUGGUGAAGUAGGCAAGAGGCUGAACCAGAUGGUUCCUAUUCCUCAUGUACCUAAAGUUAAUGGAGCCAUACCUUCAACAGAUGAAGAAAUGUCUGACCAUCAAAGAUUGCUUGAGAGAUUGGAUUUGUAUGAAUUGAUUGAGCUAAAGGUUGAAGGAGAUGGUAACUGUCAGUUCCGUGCUUUGUCAGAUCAGAUCUAUCGUACUGCUGACCACCAUAAAACUGUUCGGCAACAAAUAGUUGACCAGCUGAAAUAUCAGGGGGAACUAUAUGAAGGUUAUGUUCCAAUGACUUAUGAUGAGUAUGUAAAGAAAAUUAGCAUGAGUGGUGAGUGGGGUGAUCAUGUCACGUUACAAGCUGCUUCCGAUGUGUAUGGUGUGAAGAUAUUUGUCCUCACGUCUUUCAAGGAUACUUGUUACAUUGAGAUUCUUCCACGCAUUCAGAAGUCAAAAAGAAUUAUUUUCUUGAGCUUUUGGGCGGAGGUCCAUUAUAACUCUAUCUACCCAGAAGGAGAAUUGCCCACGAUUGAGACGAAGAAGAAGAGCUGGUGGCCGUUUUCAAGUUAGUUUUAGUUGGUGCAGCAAAAGCAAGAGAAAGUGAAGAAGGCCAGUCUUGAUUAUUACAUACAACAUCUCUAUUCUUUUAUCAUAUUUUCCCUUCAUCAUUAUUAUUACAUUAAUGUUCUAAUUGUAGUACAAGUUUUUAUUUAUUUCUUUUUUAAAUUAUUCUUUUGUUAAUUAUGUCAACAUGGUUUGGAGAUUUUGUAAAGCACACUUAGACUGUCUGCUUUCUUUCAUGUACAUUAAUAUUAGGGCUAACUUGGGCAGUUCUUUUCCACUUGUAAUGUUAAAAAGUAUGGAUGUAUCAUA
Molecule: messenger RNA, 1436 nt
Organism: Impatiens glandulifera
Lineage: Eukaryota; Viridiplantae; Streptophyta; Magnoliopsida; Ericales; Balsaminaceae
Product: OVARIAN TUMOR DOMAIN-containing deubiquitinating enzyme 9-like
Exons: 11
Coding region: 171-1133 (320 amino acids)
Biological process (GO): protein deubiquitination
Molecular function (GO): cysteine-type deubiquitinase activity
Source: RefSeq, a predicted model, not a curated record